This is a messenger RNA of Necator americanus (New World hookworm), 315 nucleotides long. RefSeq lists its product as uncharacterized. The record is from RefSeq and is a predicted model, not a curated record. NCBI's taxonomy places the organism in Eukaryota, Metazoa, Nematoda, Chromadorea, Rhabditida, Ancylostomatidae. The transcript has 4 exons. The coding region runs from base 1 to 315 and encodes 104 amino acids. Gene Ontology annotation, molecular function: serine-type endopeptidase inhibitor activity.
AUGCGCUCUCUUAUCAUUCUGCUUAGUUUCCUUCUGGUGUGCGAAGGAAACAUAGAUAGUAGGUGCUUGCAGCCAGUUAACGGACCAGUGUGUAGGGCUUUGGUGAAGCGAUGGAGCUACGAUCCAACAACGAACAAAUGCAAGACUUUCAUGUACGGAGGUUGUGGAGGAACGGAGAACAACUUCUUAUCUGAGGAAGAAUGCAUAAAAACCUGCGUCAGAAGGGCGGGUGUAGCGCAGUCGAUCCGAGAUCCUCUGUGGUCGCACAAUCGAGGGUUCGAAGUCCCAAGCCUUUCAUCCCUCCGAGGUCGAUAA